Messenger RNA from Loxodonta africana (African savanna elephant), 1167 nucleotides. RefSeq names its product tumor protein, translationally-controlled 1 (gene TPT1). The record is from RefSeq and is a predicted model, not a curated record. NCBI's taxonomy places the organism in Eukaryota, Metazoa, Chordata, Mammalia, Proboscidea, Elephantidae. The transcript is spliced from 6 exons. Gene Ontology annotation, molecular function: calcium ion binding. Gene Ontology annotation, cellular component: cytoplasm. The coding region runs from base 117 to 635 and encodes 172 amino acids.
CCGCCCGCUCCCCCCUCCCCCCGAGCGCCGCUCCGGCCGCACCGCGCUCGCUCUGGGCUCUGGGCUCCGGGCUCCUGCUAAGCUAGCGCCGCCGUCGUCUCCCCUCAGCCGCCAUCAUGAUUAUCUACCGGGACCUCAUCAGCCAUGAUGAGAUGUUCUCCGACAUUUACAAGAUCCGGGAGAUCGCGGACGGGCUGUGCCUGGAGGUGGAGGGGAAGAUGGUCAGUAGGACAGAGGGUAACAUUGACGACUCGCUCAUUGGUGGAAAUGCCUCAGCUGAAGGCCCCGAUGGUGAAGGAACCGAAAGCACAGUAAUCACCGGUGUUGAUAUUGUCAUCAACCAUCACUUGCAGGAAACCAGUUUUACAAAAGAAGCCUACAAGAAGUACAUCAAAGAUUACAUGAAAUCAAUCAAAGGCAAACUUGAAGAACAGAAACCAGAAAGAGUAAAACCUUUUAUGACAGGGGCUGCAGAACAAAUCAAGCACAUCCUUGCUAAUUUCAAAAACUACCAGUUCUUUAUUGGUGAAAACAUGAAUCCAGAUGGUAUGGUUGCUCUGCUGGACUACCGUGAGGAUGGCGUGACCCCAUAUAUGAUUUUCUUUAAGGAUGGUUUAGAAAUGGAGAAAUGUUAACAAAUUUGGUAAUUAUUUGGAUCCUCUGUCAUCCUGACUGGCUGCUGCUUUUCAUCCACACAACACCAGGACUUAGACAAAUGGGACUGAUGUCAUCUUGAGCUCUUCAUUUAUUUUGACCUUGAUUUAUUUGGAGUGGAGGCAUUUUUUUUUAAAGGAAAAAAAAAAAACAUGUCUUGUAGGUUGUCUAAAAAUAAAAUACAUUUAAACUCACUUGAGAGAAUGCCUCUGAGUUCAAUAUAUUUAAACUAAAUUCAUUCCUGUAGUGUUCAUGGAGAAGCUAGAGCCUGGUCGUAGGUCACUACCGUGAAGACUGUCUUCAGAUGACUGCUACAGCUAAACUACUCCUGGGACCGAAAUAUCAAAACAGGAAUCGAAGGUCUUAACUCUGAGUCGAAGGAAAGGGAGAGACCAUGCUCAUAGUGAUGCCAGCACUGGAACUGGAGCCUUACAUAAUCACCACCUACAAACGGAAGUAGCUAACUCUGGAAGAGAUUACCAAAAGAAUAAAAAGAGACUAAAACAGUUGGAA